CAGAUAAACGGUGAUGAUACAUUCAAAACGACCGCUCUCUCUGUCCGUCUCUGCGUCAUCACCAGUUCAUACCAGUGUGCAGUAAAACGCGCUUCGAGGAAAGUGAGAAAAUGGCGGAUGGAAUUCGAUUCUUCCAGUUGAACACUGGAGCUAAGAUCCCUUCGGUAGGGCUCGGCACGGGGCUGGCUCACCCUGGUAUCGUCGGCGAAGCCGUCGCCUCCGCGAUCAAGGCUGGAUUUCGGCAUAUUGAUUGUGCUAAGUUUUAUGGCAAUGAGAAGGAGAUUGGGUCUGCUUUGAGGAAGCUGUUUAAUGAUAGUGUCGUGAAGCGUGAGGACUUAUGGAUCACCUCCAAACUCUGGUGUACCGAUCACGCCCCAGAAGAUGUACAAGACGCAUUAGACAAAACUUUGCAGGACUUGCAACUUGACUAUCUGGAUCUGUAUCUAAUCCACUGGCCGGUUAGCAUGAAGAAGGGGUCAGUUGGCUCUGAUCCUGAAAAUCUUACCCAACCUGACAUACCAAGUACAUGGAAAGCAAUGGAGGCAUGCUAUGAUUCUGGAAAGGCUCGAGCUAUUGGAGUAAGCAAUUUCUCUUCAAAGAAGCUUGGGGAUCUGUUGGAGGUAGCACGAGUGCCUCCUGCUGUUAACCAAGUGGAGUGCCACCCUUCAUGGAAGCAGCCAGGAUUACAUGCAUUUUGUAAAUCGAAAGGAGUUCACUUAUCUGGGUAUAGACCAUUGGGUGCACCUAGUAAGGGGUAUAAGAUUGAGGUACUUAAGAAUCCAAUUCUCAAUAUGAUUGCAGAGAAAUUGGGGAAGACUCCUGCACAAGCAGCUCUUCGUUGGGGGCUACAAAUGGGUCACAGUGUACUGCCUAAAAGCACAAAUGAAGCAAGGCUCAAGGAAAACUUUGAUGUUUUUGACUGGUCUAUACCUGAAGAUUUGUUUGCCAGGUUGUCUGAAAUUGAGCAGGAGAGGCUAGGUAAGGGCACUGGAUUUGUUCAUGAGACGUUUGGUGCCUACAAGACCAUUGAAGAACUCUGGGAUGGUGAGCUGUAAGCAGACAUCAGAUAUUUGAAACAUUGUGGUAUUUCUUGCUCUGUUUGAUAACAAAUUACUAUAUUUUCUAUGCUUUUUCACUUGGUGGUUACAGUAGUUAGGGAUUGCAUAAAUUGUUUCUCCCUUAGAAAAUUGUAGUAAAUAACCGCAGGGGGUUGGCUCUAGUAGUAAGGGAUUUGCUUUUGUGGUAGUUCCAUGAGGUCUAGGCUUGAAUCUCAUUAAGUGUAUACAAUUCUUUGAGGCCAGCGAAAUCGGGGUAUUACCCGAUUCAUAUGGAGGGGGCACUUUACA
Messenger RNA from Alnus glutinosa, 1346 nucleotides. RefSeq names its product NADPH-dependent aldo-keto reductase, chloroplastic-like. Bases 111 to 1055 code for a protein of 314 amino acids. The record is from RefSeq and is a predicted model, not a curated record. Gene Ontology annotation, molecular function: aldose reductase (NADPH) activity. The transcript has 7 exons. NCBI's taxonomy places the organism in Eukaryota, Viridiplantae, Streptophyta, Magnoliopsida, Fagales, Betulaceae. Gene Ontology annotation, cellular component: cytosol.